AUGGUUUUUCUCCAAAAUCUUAUCAUGAAUAUAGGAGAUAUGAUGCAAUCGUUUAUGGGGAAUGCCCCAAAAAAGUUCCCCCAGCGCAAAAAAAAAUGGGGAGACCUUUUAAGUAAUAUUUUACAAACAACGCAAAAGAAAAGUAUGGAUAAAUGCACAUAUGACAAUAUUCGUAAAAGAGACCAACAUGAUUUUGAUACCAUGCGGUACCAUUCUCACUUCCUUACUUGUAACUGCUUGCCUAAAAUGGCUAACUUAAAAUUGAAAAUGGUUUUAAAUGUGAAAGGGGUAACCACAACAAGUGUUAUUCAAAAAAAAAACGUUCUAUGCAUUCUGCUCAGAAGCAGAGUUAACACUUUUAAAAGGGUAAUAUAUAAUAUUUCGACAAAACAGACAGAAAAAUUGGCAAAAAAUAAAUAA
Molecule: messenger RNA, 420 nt
Organism: Plasmodium fragile
Lineage: Eukaryota; Apicomplexa; Aconoidasida; Haemosporida; Plasmodiidae
Exons: 2
Coding region: 1-420 (139 amino acids)
Source: RefSeq, a predicted model, not a curated record